Molecule: messenger RNA, 778 nt
Organism: Octodon degus (degu)
Lineage: Eukaryota; Metazoa; Chordata; Mammalia; Rodentia; Octodontidae
Gene: Akirin1
Product: akirin 1
Biological process (GO): positive regulation of macrophage chemotaxis; positive regulation of myoblast differentiation; myoblast migration involved in skeletal muscle regeneration
Cellular component (GO): chromatin; nucleus
Molecular function (GO): transcription coregulator activity
Source: RefSeq, a predicted model, not a curated record
GUUAGCGUCCCUGCCGGGUGCUGGAGGCGCCAUUGGACCCGGCUUGGCUGGUGAGCCGGGCUGAGGAGCCGGAGCUUGGGCCGCAGUUGUCUCCGCAUCAGCUCCUGGUCUCUGGUUCCUCAGCGACAUGGCGUGCGGGGCGACACUGAAGCGGCCCAUGGAGUUUGAAGCGGCGCUGCUGAGCCCCGGCUCCCCGAAGCGACGGCGCUGCGCCCCUUUGCCCGGCCCCACUCCGGGCCUCAGGCUCCCGGACGCUGAGCCGCCACCUCUUCAGACGCAGACCCCGCCGCCGACUCUACAGCAGCCCGCCCCGCCCGGCAGCGAGCGGCGCCUUCCAACUCCGGAGCAAAUUUUUCAGAACAUAAAGCAAGAAUACAGUCGUUAUCAGAGGUGGAGACAUUUAGAAGUUGUUCUCAAUCAGAGUGAAGCUUGCACUUCAGAAAGCCAGCCUCACUUCGCACUCACAGCACCUAGUUCUCCAGGUUCCUCCUGGAUGAAGAAGGACCAGCCCAGCUUUACCCUUCGACAAGUUGGAAUAAUAUGUGAGAGGCUCCUAAAAGACUAUGAAGAUAAAAUUCGAGAGGAGUAUGAGCAAAUCCUUAAUACCAAAUUAGCAGAGCAGUAUGAGUCUUUUGUGAAAUUCACACAUGAUCAAAUUAUGGGGCGAUAUGGGACAAGGCCAACAAGCUACGUAUCCUGAAGCUUUCCUGCAUAUCUGGGUACCGGGUUUGACCUCAAGAGAUGGCUGCUGUACACUUUUUGCAACUGGUUUGAUAUC